This is a messenger RNA of Micropterus dolomieu (smallmouth bass), 3864 nucleotides long. RefSeq names its product huntingtin associated protein 1 (gene hap1). The record is from RefSeq and is a predicted model, not a curated record. Gene Ontology annotation, cellular component: dendrite. Bases 220 to 2562 code for a protein of 780 amino acids. Lineage: Eukaryota; Metazoa; Chordata; Actinopteri; Centrarchiformes; Centrarchidae. The transcript is spliced from 15 exons. Gene Ontology annotation, biological process: neurogenesis; neurotrophin TRK receptor signaling pathway; anterograde axonal transport of mitochondrion. Gene Ontology annotation, molecular function: signaling receptor binding.
CCCAACUACACUCUUCGAGCAGACAGUGUGUUUGGAUACGACAAUGACGACUGGCUGCACACCCCUCUGCUGCCACAGGAAGUCGUUCUGGGACUCACGUAUGAGCAGAUUGAAGAGACGUUUAAGUACUUCUGCCAGCAGAAUGAUGCCAGAGACACAACUGGUGUGUCACAGCACAGCAAACACCCAGUAGGAUCAGAAGAACGAGGGAUUUAACCGAUGUACGGAGAGACGGAGGGCAGUUUUUCUCUGGUUGCUAUGGAGGUGUGGAGCUCCUCUGCAUCUGAGGAGGAGGAUGAAGAGAAGAGCACAACCAGUCUUGUAGAGGAAGUAGUAGAGGUGGAGGAGAUAGGCACCAACUGCAAUAACAAUAACAACAACAACAAGGAUAGCCUUUGCAGGGAGGUGACACAAGUGCUGUGCUCAGACAGAGUGGGCCAGAUCACCAAGACGUAUCAUGACAUUAAAGCAGUCACCCACCUGCUGGAGGAGAAAGAGCGGGAUCUCGAGUUAGCAGCGCGAAUCGGUCAAUCCCUCCUGAAGCAGAACCAGGAACUAACCGCACGCAAUGAAAUGCUGGAUGAACAGCUUGAAAUUGCAAAGGAAGAGAUCGCUCAACUUCGCCAUGAGCUCUCGAUGCGAGACGACCUCCUUCAGUUCUAUGCAAGCACUGAGGAAAUAGAGAACGCUGAAUCGCACUCACUAAUAAAAAGGAACGAGUCCAGCAGUUCGCUCAGCAACUUCGUCCACUAUGACUUCCUCCACCAGAAACUGAAGGGUUUAGAGGACGAGAACCGCAAACUGAGAUUAGAGGCCAAUGAGCUCACAACGGAGACAACCAACUACGAGGAGCAAGAACAGGAGCUGAUGAUGGUGUGUGUGGAAGAACUCACAUCUGUCAAUAAGCAGGUGGUCGACCUGUCAGAUGAGCUAGCGCGGAAGGUGGAGGACACUCUCCGACAACAGGAGGAGAUCAGCUCACUGCUCGCUCAGAUUGUUGACCUGCAGGCCCGUUGCAAAGGGCUCACACAUGAGAACGAGGAGCUGAACCAAAACCUGAGUGCCUCCCGUGAGAGCCAGCUAAAACUUAAAUCAGAGCUCAAGGACCUGCAGGACAAAUACUCAGAGUGUGAGGACAUGCUCCAUGAGGCCCGAGAGGACAUUAAGAACCUGCGCAAUAAGAGCCUACCCAACAGCACGGUGCAGCGGUACACUGCACUGGCCUCUGUCCUCCCCAUGGACUCACUGGCAGCUGAGAUAGAGGGCACCUUCCGCAAAGGCCUGGACACCCCGGCUACCCCAGAGUACAAGAACCACCCUUGGCGUGUGUUUGAAACCGUAAAGGUGGUGAACAAGGCCGUGAGGCUGCGGUCUCAGUGUCACUCCCCGGGGCUGCCAGGCUCCAGCCCGGUGUCCGUUCGCUCCAGUUGUACCAGCACCCCCCGAACCAGCUACUAUGGCUCAGAUAAUGCCAGCUUUACACUGGAGGACAAACCCAGCUCCAAUAAUGCUCAGAAAGAAGACAACAGUGUUAGUGGUCCAAAGCGUCUGGGCCAGCCAGGCACACCAGGAGGCCAGGACCUCGAAGCCGCCUUGCGCAGCCUUUCAGCCCGGCAGCAGAACCACUCCUCUGAGCGGCCUUUCUUUGAUGUAGAGCGUGAGCGUAAACUCCAUGCCUUGGCAGCAAACUGCGAGGAGGGCGAGGGCUCCAGUGGCUUCCUAACGCCAAAUGACAGCCUGGCCUCCAGCCCAGCGGCAUCGACUGGCACUAACUACUCCAAUGGCAGCUCACGGCAUUCCUGUGGCUCCUCAGGAGGAUCCAGGUCCUACCUGCCCGACCGGCUACAGAUCGUCAAACCUUUGGAAGGCUCAGUGACUCUGCACCAGUGGCAGCAGUUGGCCAAACCAAACCUUGGAGGCAUCCUGCAUCCGCGCCCGGGAGUCCUGACUAAAGACUUCAGGGAGCUUGAGGUCGACAUUCAGCACGUCUACAGCCUGAACGACCUGGAGGAGGAUGAACCUGACCUGUCGCAGUUCUCUGGAGCACAUGGCAUGGCCUCUCCAUCCGGUCCCAACCUCCCUCAGACCUCUCCCACACAUACCAUUACCACCUGCCAAGUCCUCCAACCCUCCCUUCUCACUCCCUCCUUCUCCACUAGCGUUCGCUCUUUCGGCCUGCCAUCUUGUCGGAACAGUGAGCUCAUGAGAACUUCAUCGCCGUCCCACCAGCAACACUUUGGCCUGGGAGGCCGGACCACCACCACCACUACUGUAACCACUUCUUCGCUGGGACUCGUGCAGCUGCUGCAUGAGCGUGGCAUCUCAGCCUCUCCUUGUCCCCACCACAACCUGCGCUAUAGCCAGAGUACAAACCCCUCACGCUCCACAGCAAAAAACAAACAUGGAGGCUCAUCAUCGGACAAAGAGGGAAGAGGGAACAUUUUCAGCUUGAAUCUGGUGAAGAAGCUUCAGACUCUGGGACUGCACAGUGUGGCAGCCUGGGGAAUGACGGGCCGCAAUGGCAAAGAGAGAGAAGCAGUCAGACGUCAUGUAAAAGUUUGAUGAGUGCUGUUCAUCACUUAACUCCACUCUCAUUCACCGUAGUGACUUCGCAUCCAGCCAUGUGAUUCCCUCUGUGCUGUUCAGGGCCCACGUCUCUGGUGUCUUGAAAACUAAAGCCACAGAUUGUGCUACAGCCAUACUUUAAGUUUUCAGUAAUGUACAGUAAUAUUCUUUUCUAUGAAUAUGUGUACAGUAGUUGUGUUUAUGUAUGUGUGAAAUCUUCAUCUCAGGACAACCACCUGAUCACCAGUGUGUUUGACUGCAACCUGCAGAAAUAGCUUCUUUUUACACACACACACACACACACACACACACACACACACACACACACACACACACACACACACACACACACACACACACACAAAAAAGAAACAUCAUGAAGAUUUUUUUUAUAUACUUUCUUUAUUGUGACUGGCAUUUUACAUUUUUACACAGCCACUGGUUUUAAAAAAAAACCCUCAUCACCUGUCUAUUUUUUUUAGUUUCCAAGGUGGAACAUCACUUAUGUGUAUAUAACAAAGUUGUCAUUUGGCAAAGUUAAAAAAAAACCCACAAACCAAACCAAUGCUGUCACACUGAAGAACUUUCAAAUGCACUAACAUACGCUCUGGUCUUCCUGCUUUCUAGCUGCUAAAUUUAGAAAAGCAUGUUGUAUAUAAGAUUGUCAAAUAUACUGAAUUAAACACUCUCCCCAGUUUCAUACAUUUCAUCACCUGCUUUCACAUAGCACAUGUUGUUAUUUCUGCGUACAGUACAGUAUCACCUGUGAGAUGUUGGAAUUUAUAACAUUGUGGACUUUAUCCUGAGCCAGACCUCACCAAAAACAAAUCAGGUUUGCCAUGCUGCAUCAAAGACAGAGAAUGGGAGUUUUUAGAAGCAAUAUGUGUAUUUGCUGUGUUGCGUUGACUGAAAAUCUUCUGCUGUAUUUCAUGUCGUCAGGACUUCUUAAAUCACUGGGAUAUAAAUGAAAUGAAAAUAGUUCAGGGCAUUCAAAGUGAAUUCUUCAGGACGUUAAGGGGAAUCAUUAUUUAAAGAUGAAUAGAAGAGUGGUAAUUGUUUAAACAGCAUGUUUCUUUGAAAUCUUUCUAAACAAACAACUGUAGUAAAAAGGCAUAGGAUACUGUGGAUUAAAAAGGGAAGAAAUCCAAAUCACAGGUUGUAAUAAUUUGUGUUCUGACCUAAAUCAACCAAACUGCUGUUUCUCUGCACUACUGUUCGCUCUGUUCUGUGUUUGCAUCACAGCUGUACAUGUGUGUGUAAAAUGUACCACCUGUGAAUAAAACCUUGCAUUUCCAUCCA